Molecule: messenger RNA, 715 nt
Organism: Acanthisitta chloris (rifleman)
Lineage: Eukaryota; Metazoa; Chordata; Aves; Passeriformes; Acanthisittidae
Product: E3 ubiquitin-protein ligase DTX4
Exons: 5
Biological process (GO): protein ubiquitination; Notch signaling pathway
Cellular component (GO): nucleoplasm
Molecular function (GO): ubiquitin protein ligase activity
Source: RefSeq, a predicted model, not a curated record
GCAAAAACCCAGAGGAGGUACUGAAAAAAUACCUGCAGAAGGUGCGGCAUCCGCCGGAUGAGGACUGCACCAUCUGCAUGGAGCGCCUCUCUGCCCCCUCUGGCUACAAGGGGCCCCAACCAGCCGUCAAACCUGACCUCGUGGGGAAGCUGGUCAAGUGCAGCCACGUCUUCCACCUCCACUGCCUCGUCGCCAUGUACAACAACGGUAACAAGGAUGGGAGUCUGCAGUGUCCCACCUGCAAAACCAUCUAUGGGGUGAAGACAGGCACACAGCCUCCAGGGAAGAUGGAGUAUCACAUCAUCCCUCACGCGCUGCCUGGCCACGCUGACUGCAAAACCAUCCGCAUCAUCUACAACAUCCCCCCAGGGGUGCAGGGACCAGAGCAUCCAAACCCCGGGAAGAGCUUCACGGCCCGUGGCUUCCCCCGGCACUGCUACCUGCCAGACAGCGAGAAGGGCAGGAAGGUACUGAAGUUGCUGCUGGUAGCCUGGGACCGGCGCUUGAUCUUUGCCAUUGGGACCUCCAGCACCACAGGCGAGUCGGACACGGUGAUCUGGAAUGAGAUCCACCACAAAACAGAGUUCGGCUCCAACCUCACUGGCCACGGCUAUCCUGACAUCAACUACCUGGACAAUGUCCUGGCGGAGCUCGCAGCCCAGGGCAUCACAGAGGAGAGCCUGGCACAGGAGAAGGACUGAGAGCAUGGCGAGGA